AUGAUUUUGAACCUUGUCAAGGGGACAGUCCUUGCCUUUCUUAUUGGACUUGGCACUUCAGGGAACACCGUUAUUUUUGUAAGUCAUAUACGCAUGUAUUGGGGCGCUGAGAAGAAAGCCACGCACCUUAUUCUCAUCCAUUUGGCCUCCACAAGUAUCAUAAUGCUUCUGUUUAAAGGCAUUCCAAGGACAAUAGCAGCUUUUGGAGUGAGACACUUCCUCGAUGACACAGGCUGUAAGGUCGUGUGCUACCUGGAGCGGGUGGCCCGGGGCCUCUCCGUCUGCACCAGCAGUCUCCUCACGGUGGUCCAGGCCUUCACCGUGAGCCCCAGUCACUCCAGGUGGAGGAGGCUCCAGCCCAGGUCUGGGUGGUUCAUUCUUCCUUUAUUUCCCUUCUUCUGGAUAUUUAGUUUUUUGGCAAACAUUAACUUACCCCUUUACAUCACAAGUACUAAUGUGAACACAUCAGAAGUUACCACAAAUGACUUCUAUUGUUAUUUUCAGCCAGAAAAUGAGAAGGUAAGAUGGAUCAUUCUUGGUACCAUGGCUUUCCGGGAUGCUGUGUCUCAGGGUGUCAUGUGCGGUGCCAGCGGCUACAUGGUCUUUCUUCUCCAUCAGCACCAUCAAUGUGUUCUCCAGCUGCGGAGCUCCAAGGUCCUCUACAAAACUUCUGCUGAGAUCAAAGCUGCCCAAAGUGUUCUCCUUCUUAUGCUCUGUUUUCUGCUCUUUAAUUGGGCAGAUUGCAUUUUUUCUCUACUUGUGAAUUCAUUCUUGGAGAAUAAUCUCAUAUUAAAUGUUCGAGAAUUUUGUACACUGGGUUAUGCAAUUCUCAGCCCAUUGGUACUGAUUCACAGAGAUAGACAUAUGACAGAAUGCUGCUUCACUCAGGGAAGGAGAAGGAAUUUUAGAAGACAUUUGUCCCCUGUAUCCUUUCAGUAA
Octodon degus (degu) is the source of this 939-nucleotide messenger RNA. Its product is annotated as vomeronasal type-1 receptor 4-like. Gene Ontology annotation, cellular component: membrane. Gene Ontology annotation, biological process: G protein-coupled receptor signaling pathway. Gene Ontology annotation, molecular function: pheromone receptor activity. The coding region runs from base 1 to 939 and encodes 312 amino acids. The record is from RefSeq and is a predicted model, not a curated record. The transcript has a single exon. NCBI's taxonomy places the organism in Eukaryota, Metazoa, Chordata, Mammalia, Rodentia, Octodontidae.